AUGCAUCGCGCAGCCACCAGAGCGCUCCGUACGACCUACCGAUGUACGGCGCGAACCUUGACUCGCAGUAGUCGACGAGGCCUCCUUCUGCCCCAACAGCCCUCUGCCGCCGUCGCCUACGGUGCUCGCCACUAUCAUCGCAACCCCGCGCGGUCGCCUCAGCACGCCGGCCACGCCAUCGAGCCUCUCAAGUCCUCCAUGUAUAUCCGCCGCUUCUCUGCCGCCCUCCGUCUCCGGCCUCGUCGGUUACGGCGCUUGGUACACCUACAACGGCAACGGUACCGCCAACGACAGCACGACGCUGUGGCCCGAAAGCUUUGUGACGACGGACCAGUGACGCCGCAGCCCCGACGCGGACGGUGCCUCGUCAUCGGUGCCGGCGAGUUGCAUACGGGCGCCUACGUGGGCGAGGGUCCCAUUUCCAAGACGACGGGCAACGACGGCAAGAGGGUUGUGGAGAUGAUCACCCCCGACCAGGCGACGGAGAAGCUGCGCAAGACGGAGCAGUCCUACUUCGUCAACAGAGGACAGGGUGUUCUGCGCUACGACCUGGUUCAGCUGCCGAGCAACGACCCCAUCGAGGAUGACCACGCGGAGAAGAUUGUCGAGGUUCCCGGCCGCAACGGAGCCUCAGACGUGCCCAACAGUGACUGGAUGUUCUGGGGCGUCUUUGACGGCCACUCGCAGCGCCUGGCCACUCCCCUGCCGCCGAGGCUGUCGAGGCCGCCAUCAAGGCAGGUUUCACCAAGCUCGACGACGAGAUUGUCCACCAGAGUGUUGAAAAGGUUCUCAAGUCUGGCUCCAAGACUAUGGCCGCUGAGCUCCUCCCAACCCGCUCUCUCUGGCUCCUGCGCCCUCCUCUCCUUCUACGACAGCCGCUCCAAGCUUCUCCGCGUCGCUUGCACCGGUGACUCGCGCGCUGUCCUCGGCCGGCGCUCUGACUCGGGCAAGUGGACCGCCACGGCCCUCUCCGUCGACCAGACGGCAGCAACCCCGACGAGCCGCGCGCAUGCCCAAAGCUGCCCCCGGGCAAGGACUGAGUCUUCCACAACGAAAGCGUCCUCGGCGGUCUCGAACCGACAAAAAACAUUUGGCGACGCUACCUACAAGUGGAGCCGUGACAUCUCGAUGCGCCUUCGCCAGGCCUUCUUCGGCCGCACCCCGUCUCCGCUGCUCAAGACGCCGCCCUACGUGACGGCCGAGCCCGUUGUGACGACGACAAAAGUCAACCCCGAGAACGGCGACUUCCUUGUCCUCGCCACGGACGGCCUCUGGGAGAUGUUGACAAACGAGGAAGUCGUCGGCCUCGUCGGCAAGUGGAUCGAGACGCAGGCCAGCGGCUCGUCGUCCAACUCGCAGUUCGACUCGACCUGGGCCCGCAUCUUCGGCUCGGGCAACAAGCCCCAGCUCCCCGUCGAGCACGCCAAGGGCCAGGACGUCGGCGGCCAGAAGACGCCCAUCCGCCUGCAGCAGUGGGGCAUAUCCCCCGACGCGCCCGAGCGUUUUUGUCGUCAAGGACAAGAACGUCGCCACGCACCUCGUGCGCAACGCUCUCGGCGGCAAGAACGAGGGAGCAGGGUCACCCGCGCUUCUAACGCUGCCCGCCCCCUUUUCCCGACGGUACCGGUACGUCGUCCCCGCCUUCCCCCUUUUGCCCCUGGCAUGCCUCCCGUGCUUCUUGUAGCCCGAGUGCUAACGAACCAUGUCUACAGCGACGAUCUGACCGUCCAGGUCAUCUUCUUCGGCAACGGCAGCAAGACGGGCGAGGUCGUUGCCAACCUGGAAGCAACGGCGCCCGAGGAGCCCGUCAAGGCGAAGCUGUAA
Molecule: messenger RNA, 1824 nt
Organism: Verticillium alfalfae VaMs.102
Lineage: Eukaryota; Fungi; Ascomycota; Sordariomycetes; Glomerellales; Plectosphaerellaceae
Product: phosphatase
Exons: 2
Coding region: 1-1824 (607 amino acids)
Biological process (GO): protein dephosphorylation
Molecular function (GO): protein serine/threonine phosphatase activity
Source: RefSeq, a predicted model, not a curated record